Molecule: messenger RNA, 654 nt
Organism: Raphanus sativus (radish)
Lineage: Eukaryota; Viridiplantae; Streptophyta; Magnoliopsida; Brassicales; Brassicaceae
Exons: 1
Coding region: 1-654 (217 amino acids)
Source: RefSeq, a predicted model, not a curated record
AUGGCUUGCAUCAACUCUGUUCCUGCUCCAGAGGAAGACGCAGCCGAUGAUCGUCGUCUAUGGCGUCAAGGGGAAGAAAAUUACAGUCCGAACUUUUCUAGUAAGGAAACAUGGGAACAGCUUCGAACCCAUCACCUGAUGCUUAACUGGAGCAGAGUGGUCUGGUUCAAACAGGGCAUUCCGCGGUUUUCAUUUAUAACUUGGCUGGCUUUUCAAGAUAGACUGGCGACGGGAGCAAGAACCAGAGAUUGGGAAUGUAUCCAACCAUGCAUACUAUGUGGCGAACCAGACGAGACUCGCGACCAUCUGUUCUUCGCUUGUCCUUACUCUUUUGUGGUGUGGUAUGAUCUCGCAGAGUUUCUGCUGGGACCUCGAGUGAAUCCAGACUGGUCUAUCACUAUUGCUUCGCUCCUUUCACCACGCAGGAAGGAGAUCAAUACAUGCCUCCUUAAGCUUAUUCUCCAAGCUACAAUUCACAGUAUAUGGCGAGAGAGGAACAAUAGGCGCCACCAGGGUGAUCCUCUUAGUCCAUCCCAGAUGGUCCGAUUCAUCGAUAAGACCAUAAGGAAUAGGAUAUCUUCUCUUCGCUACCGAAAGCCAGCCUACUACAGUGACAUGAUGCAGCGAUGGCUGCAAAGGACUGUUUCUUCAUAA